CUUUGUUGAGCUGCGAUGGGAUGCGCCUGCAUUUUCCCAACGCAGACUGUCGCUUUAAGACAGCGAUAGCUUUGUGUCUGAUUAAUUCAAUGUACGAGGACGCGUUAGUGGAGAAACCUUAUUAGACUCCCAGCCACGCAGAGAGACACAGAGGAGAGGAGGGAUGUUGGACGGACCUGCGCGCUGGAGGAGAACUGGGUUUACUUAAGUUAAUUAGAAAAACAGAACCCUGAAGUUAUUACUAAUAAACCGUGUUUGUAUUUAAAGAUGAAGGCAUCUUGAGGAUGGGCUGCACACGUUUGGAGUAGAAGUCUGCAUCGUCGCGCACGAAAGGGACGGAUUUUUUUAUUUCUUUCUUUCACCACCAGCUGGAGUUAAAACACAUCCAACCAAAGGAGAAGAAGAAGAAGAAGAAGGAGGAGGAGGACAGAAGAUCUGAAGGCAUGGCGUCGGAAAAACACGGUCUCGAUGACUCUGGCCGUCAGACCAUGCAGCCUCCUCCGUACCUCCCAGGCCCACAAGACCCAAACGUGCCACAACACCCCAACAUGCAGCCUGCCCCGGGCACCCAACCAAACUACCCUCCUCCGCCUCCUCCUCCGGGCACAGAGGGAUAUCUCCAAGAAACCCAGUUCCACUGCGGCCCACUGGGACCCCAGGGAGCCCCGCAGGGCUACACAGUCCAGACCCAGGGCCCAGGGGGAACCAUGCCUCACCCCCCUGUGGGAUACCUCCAUCCAGGCUACCCGCUUCAGCUGCAGCCCUGCACAGCUUAUGUACCCGUCUACCCCAUGGCAUCGGGUCAGCCUUACAUGCCGGCUGGGGGAGGCCACCCAGGAAUCCCACCAGGCCAGAUUCAUCCCAUGCAAAUGCCACCCAGCAUUACCCUAAUGGAUCGUCGACCGCCACAUGACUACCUGCCCAUUGCCGUGCUCACCACCGUCUGCUGCUUCUGGCCUACAGGCAUCAUUGCGAUCAUCAAAGCAGUGCAGGUGCGUACGGCGAUAGCCAGAGGGGACAUGGUGACGGCGGAAAUAGCCUCCCGGGAGGCACGCAACUUCUCCUUCAUCAGCCUGGCAGUUGGCAUCGCAUCCAUUGUGCUGUGCACCAUCCUCACCGUGGUAGUCAUCAUCGCCUCGCAGCACCACGACGACGACUGGGAGCCAUAACUCCACACAGCGUCAGACAGAUGGGAAACCAUGGCAUAUAUUAGCUAGCUAACAACCCUCAAUUGUUUGGAGGAAAUAGGAGCACCGAACAUGCACACAAAUAGCUAAUGCACUGCUGGCCCUCUCUAUACAGCUACACACACACACACACCUAACCUGCUGCCAUCAAACACACACCACCGACCAAAAACAACCAAUCACAGCUGAUGCUGAAAUGCCAAAUACAAGCAGCUGUUAAAUGAGGACCAGUAUUGCUGUUAGCACAGCGACUGCUUGAUAUUUGCACUCAGAUAUGAGCUGCAAGAGGAAAACAAAGCUCUUUGCAUUAACAAUUAAUUUGACACUGAUUAAUUCAUAUGAAUGAUUUGGUGAGAUGAGAGGUUUCAGUUGUACAUAUUCCAGUAACAAAAUCUGCUCACAAAGUUAUUUUUAGGGUAGUUCAUUGCACAUUUAUGUCUUACAAGUAUACAUGUGUUUUCUUCUUUAAAAAACGAAAAAGUGCCAUGUUGAACCAGUGUUGAUUUACAGUGUAGUAUUACUGCUGAUAGACUUGGACAAGGGACUGAUUUUAAGUGUCAGACGGGUGAUCAGUAUACAUUCAACACACCAAAUGGAGACUGGACUGACAGAGUGUCUAAUGUAACCAAACACAAAGUAUUUAUUUGAGAUUCGUCGUUUGUAUGUUACAUGAGCAUUUGAGCUGUGUGAAAUUAUACAUAACUUAAAAAUUGUAUUUUGGUUUAUUUAUUUAAAAUUUGUUAUUUAUUAAUUUAUUCAGCACCUACCCAUGUAUUGGUUGUGUCUGCUAUAAUUUACAGUAUAUCAUGAUUGCAGCAGGCUGGAAAAAAAAAAAGAAAUCAAAUUUGAUAUCUGAUGAUGAUGGAUUUGCACUUUUUAGUGACCAGAUGAGAUGAUGCAGAGGCUUACAUUCAUAGUUCUUAUAGUGCAUGAUGAAUAUAAAUUUAAGCUAAUGGGCGUCUAGUGCUAUUAUAGCUUGCUUCCCAGCUGUUGGCGGGAACAUUUUCCUAAAAAAUGUAUGGUACAGUAUUUUUCAAAAUGUAGGACAAAAAUGUAGAACAAGCUACUCUCAAAACCAGAUAAGAAGACAAUUUAGUAUUUGAAUCUUAGGUUUGCAAGUGUGAAGUGCUUUGGCCUAUUUUGUGUUGCACAUUUCUUAGCCAUUUAAUCAAUCAGAGUUUGUAUAUGAAACUUUAGUGCAACAUUAGACUUAUGAGGUAACAUAACCCUGCAUGUCAUCCUGAGUUUGUUUCCAUCUGUCUUAAAUAUUGCGGCUAGACGUAUGGCUAUGAGCUCUUUAAUGUUUCUCUGUUGUAACACACUGAGUCAGGGUCUCCCCACAGCACAUGGUUUCCAUAAUGUAGCGUCGCUCUAAGCAGCUAAGUGUGCUGCCGUUUGUCAGAGCUGUAACAUUACAGUAUAAACUAUUAUGUGACAUUAUGGGAGAACUGAAAAUGAAUGUUUCCAAUAGGAGAGAGACAGAAAAAUAUUAAUGCCUAUACUGUGUUGUAGCACUUUCCCCUAUACGAAAUCUUUCCUCAUGGUCCCCUUUCUCUCUCUUUUUGUCUUUCUCCUGUCUACAUGAGUUAAUGGACCUAUAAAUAUACCCCCUCCCUCCUUCCACUGUUGUUCCUUAUGAUGAAGAUGAUGAUAUUUUUAAAAGAAUUAUACAGAGACAU
This is a messenger RNA of Scatophagus argus, 2866 nucleotides long. RefSeq names its product proline-rich transmembrane protein 1 (gene prrt1). Gene Ontology annotation, cellular component: membrane. Bases 444 to 1169 code for a protein of 241 amino acids. The transcript is spliced from 4 exons. NCBI's taxonomy places the organism in Eukaryota, Metazoa, Chordata, Actinopteri, Scatophagidae. The record is from RefSeq and is a predicted model, not a curated record.